CUAUUAGUGUGGAUAUAAUAAGUACAGUGCUGUGUGUUCUAUGUGUUUGAUUAAAACUUUUUGCCAUGGAUUAUGAUUGCUAAUAAAUUUAACGAUAUCCAAUUAAAUCCAACGUUGCCGUGCAAGACAAUGAACAGAUUACAAAACGACAAUUUCAUAAAAAAAUCACCACCGGAAAAGGAACCUUUAAAAUUAAAAUUCGGCAUUGAUCAAUUACUAGCAAAAUCCGCUCGUUCGGAUAAUAUCAACAAUGAAAAUUCGCAUGCAGGAAUCACUAAACCCACUCCAACAAUUGCAGUUCCUUGUUCGGACUGCGUUUCGUCAAUUUAUAGAUGUUGUAAAAUCGGAUCUUCAGGUUGUUCGCAUAUUAGUGACAUUCCGGAGUAUUUAGCUGGACAUAUUUUUGGUACCAGCCCGUCUACGUUCACAAUACAGCCCAUUAGACCGUUUCCUACAAGACCAAGUAUUCGUUUACCCGAUACUCAUUCACCACCGAAUCCUUCGACAAAUCUUCCGACAUGCUCUUCCAGUCAAAAUAAACGGAAAAGAUCCUGGUCCAGAGCGGUGUUCAGCAAUCUACAGCGGAAAGGUCUCGAAAGAAGAUUUCAGCUGCAGAAAUACAUCACGAAACCUGAUAGGAGACAACUAGCAGCCACUCUUGGUCUUACAGAUGCGCAAGUCAAAGUUUGGUUCCAAAAUCGGCGGAUGAAAUGGCGGCAUACGAGAGAAGGACAAAUAGGGGAUAGUAACAUAGCUGAUUCUACUCAAGAAGAAUUACAUAUAGAUGUAGAUUCUCUUACAGACGAUGUAGACUGAUAAGAAAUAUAUAAUAAACUUUUUUAAUAUUG
This is a messenger RNA of Diorhabda carinulata, 848 nucleotides long. It is a transcript of the gene H2.0, whose product is annotated as H2.0-like homeobox protein. The coding region runs from base 73 to 816 and encodes 247 amino acids. Gene Ontology annotation, biological process: regulation of DNA-templated transcription. The transcript has 4 exons. Lineage: Eukaryota; Metazoa; Arthropoda; Insecta; Coleoptera; Chrysomelidae. Gene Ontology annotation, molecular function: sequence-specific DNA binding; DNA-binding transcription factor activity, RNA polymerase II-specific. The record is from RefSeq and is a predicted model, not a curated record.